AAUUCAUUAUUGCUUCCUCUAUCCCAAAAUCAUCUUCCCACUUACCACUUUUUGUUGUCCCGAAAUCUUACUCCUUACCUCUUUGAAAAAAUUUUCUAGUGAAAUGAUAUUUGCACCCAUCAACGGCCCAAGUGCCCAAUAUAAAUUUCACUCAUCUUAUUAAAUAGUCAUUUCCUCGAAUGAAUAAAUACUCUGGGAUACCGUUAACCCAAUUGCUGACCCACUCUUAAAAUCUGUGUCAUUUUCACAUAGGAACAUCAUUUUGGGAAGGUGAGUGUUUUUAUAAGUCCCAUACUAAAUUUAUUUUUGCUUCUUAUCUGAUAUCCACCUUGGAUGCACUAAACUUAUGCUUAAAAUAGUAAAACAAUGCAGGAAGAGCUAAAACUUCUAUGUUCCUCCUUUCCAUAUCAAUUGCCUUAUAGUUUCCCAUUCUUAUCCACUUCGGCAAACAUUAUUUUGAGCUCCAUUUUUGAACUUUCGAAAACUGAGCUAUUUUGGUACAAGUAUUGUGGAAAGCCAAUUUUCUAUCCGUACGUAUACAGAUACUCCCUCUGUCCCUCAAUGAAGUUUUACACAUUUCUAUUUUGUCUAUCACACAAUGAAGUUUACACUAUUCUUUUUUUUGUCGUGAAAUGAUCUGCACACUUCUUUCAUUUCCUUUUUAGGAAAAGAAUACUGUGGGACAGAGGGAGUAUAUUUUUUGAAUCUAUGUGUGCAUCACAGACUGCCUUCCUGAAAUCUUAAUGCGACGUUUCUUUGUGUUUGAUGCUUCUGUGAAGUAGUUUCCAGCUAAUUUGUUAGUUUCUGACUCCACGGAGUAACUUUUGUCGUGGAACAAGGUACCCUUGUUUGCAGUUAAAGUAAAUAUUCUCCCUGUUCAAAAGGACUUCACCUGAAGCAAGAACUUGACUGUUUCUGUUUUCUACCAAAACUUCUUGCUUUCCUAUCUUAUAAUUUAUUGUUUGCUUUCUAGCUUUGAUAACCUAUUCAUAGUGUAUGCUAGGGAAAAUAUACUCUUGUGUUAGCGUGUAGGAAAUGCAUAAACCAGCUGCGUCUAGGAGCUGAUUAAAGAGAAAUCGCUCCGUAUAACAAUGGCGACGAGGAGCUCUCUGCAGCUGGUAUUCAGCAGCAUUUCCAGAGGAAGCAUUCGGAACUUCUGUAACGCCGCCCGAGCCAAUGCGGCGGCGGCGGCGCCGUCAUCUUCUUCCCAGCACCUCAUGGAUUUGGAGUCCGAGUGCAGCGCUCACAAUUACCAUCCAAUUCCCAUUGUUUUUUCUCGAGCAAAAGGAUCAUCUGUCUGGGAUCCAGAAGGGAACAUGUAUCUUGACUUCCUUUCAGCAUAUUCUGCUGUCAACCAGGGGCACUGCCAUCCCAAGAUCAUGAAGGCAUUAGUAGAACAAGCUGAAAAUUUAACUGUUAGUUCAAGAGCAUUUUAUAAUGACAAAUUUCCAGUAUUUGCUGAACUUCUUACCAGCAUGUUUGGUUACGAAAUGGUGCUGCCAAUGAACACUGGUGUAGAAGGAGUAGAGACAGCUUUGAAGUUGGCAAGGAAAUGGGGAUACAUGAAGAAAGGAAUACCGAAAGACGAGGCUAUGAUCGUCUCAUGUUGUGGUUGCUUUCAUGGACGCACACUUGCUGUGAUAUCCAUGAGCUGUGAUCACGAUGCAACUCGUGGAUUUUGGCCCUUAAUGCAUGGCAAUCUUAAAGUAGAUUUUGGUGAUGCAGCUGCACUUGAGAAACUAUUCAAGGAAAAAGGAGACAAAAUAGCUGGUUUUUUAUUUGAACCCAUCCAAGGAGAGGCUGGGGUUAUAAUUCCCCCGGAUGGAUAUCUGAAAGCUGUUAGAGAUCUUUGCUCAAAAUAUAAUAUCUUAAUGAUUGCUGAUGAGAUACAAAGUGGGCUGGCACGAUCAGGAAGAAUGCUUGCAUGUGACUGGGAAGGGGUCCGCCCUGAUGUCCUAAUAUUGGGAAAAGCAUUGGGUGGUGGAGUGUUACCUGUAAGUGUUGUGCUAGCAGACAAAGAUGUUAUGCUUUGUAUUCGCCCAGGAGAGCAUGGAAGCACUUUUGGAGGGAAUCCUUUGGCCAGUGCAGUUGCCAUUGCAUCUCUAGAGGUAAUAAGAGAUGAAGGACUUGCAGAGAGAUCUGCUCAGUUGGGAGAGCAACUCAGAAACCAACUAAUUAAGGUUCAGCAGAAAUUUCCUACAUUGAUAAAGGAAGUUAGAGGAAAAGGCCUAUUCGAUGCAGUAGAGCUGAAUAAGAAGGCCUUGUUCCCGUUGACAGCCUACGACAUAUGCCUAAAGAUGAAGGAGAGAGGAAUUCUUGCUAAGCCAACUCAUGAUUCUAUAAUACGCCUAACGCCUCCUCUCUCAAUGAGUGCUGACGAAAUCCAGCAAGGGUCCAAGGCGAUACACGACGUUUUGGAGUUUGAUCUACCAAAGAUGCAGAAAGAGAAGCCAUCACAGGUACCCCACACUGAAUCAUCUGAUAAUGCAUGUGACCGUUGUGGACGCAAUUUGUAUGCCGCUGUGUAGUAAAGGCAGAUUGCGUCCUCAUGUCCUCUAAUUGCCUUUGAAGUUUUCUGUAUGUCCGUGCCAUUGGUAGCCAUAUUUAGACUGAUUGAGAUUUUUUGAGAAUGUUGAUGCAAUUUGAACGUUGUAACUUGUUUUUGUGGCGCGAACGAGGCCAGUUUUCUAAAUAAUACGGAGUGCUACAUUGCUAUUUACUUCAAUUCAGUAUCAUUCACUUAAGUUUAGUCCAGUGCAUAGAUUUAAAUUGGAAAUAUUUGAAAUGGAUGGGUGUAUAUCUUUUACCAAAGAGACAUGACUAUUCAUAAAGGGCAUAUCUUUUU
Molecule: messenger RNA, 2845 nt
Organism: Cuscuta campestris
Lineage: Eukaryota; Viridiplantae; Streptophyta; Magnoliopsida; Solanales; Convolvulaceae
Source: the annotation of a GenBank genome assembly